Messenger RNA from Diaporthe citri, 4491 nucleotides. RefSeq lists its product as uncharacterized. The coding region runs from base 1 to 4491 and encodes 1496 amino acids. The record is from RefSeq and is a predicted model, not a curated record. The transcript is spliced from 3 exons. Lineage: Eukaryota; Fungi; Ascomycota; Sordariomycetes; Diaporthales; Diaporthaceae.
AUGCGCCUAACCUUCGUGCUGUUGGCUUCUCAACAUUUCACGGCGUGCGCGAUGAAGAUCCCGAGAGAGAAUAUCAAGUCCACUGGACUCAGCGUGGUCUAUGAGCCAGACAAUCGCACCGAUGUCAAUCUCGAGUAUGAUUCCUUCUCCUCGGUCCGCUCACAGUCUUAUCUGACCACAAUCAGCAUCAUUCUCGUUCACGGCCUGGGAGGCCACCCAGUAAAGACAUGGCUUCACACACCAGCAAACGAAGCCCCAGCCAAGAAGCCGUCAUCAACAAACCUCGCCUCAUCAUCAGAGAACGAGCCCGUGCGAGCGCUAUCGCUGAAACACCUCGCCUCCCCGAACCUCAAGAAGGGCAACACGCUCAAGAAGCCGCGGAACGGGGAAGCGCCCCCGCGGCUGCGCGUGUUCGGAUCGCCGCUCCGCCCGCGGUCGGUUGACUUUUCGGACGGCACUAGGGGGUCGUCCGAGAAUGUCACGGCCCAGAGGCCUGGCAGGACCCAGCGGCGGGGGUCCCGCCGCAACCGUCGCGCCGCCCCAGCGCCGCGGCAGAGCCCACCUGGGGGGUCGAGGCCCGCGCUGCGGAGAUGGGCGGGCGAUGACGAGGAGGCCGACGAGGCCUGUGACCUGGCGACCUUUUGGCCCUCUGACCUGCUUCCAGACUUGUGUUGCGACGCCAGGAUAUUCACCUGGGGGUUCCGCACGCGCACAGCCGACGGAAUGCUCGUCCCGGGGCAGUUCGAUAUCUUCAGUCGGGGCAGGGAGCUGUUGAACGACGUGAAUGAUCUGAUUGCCUCUUACGGGGAGCACGGUCAGAGCCGAGAGGUGGUCUUCGUAGCCCACAGCACGGGCGGGAUAGUUAUCAAAGAGAUGCUCCGCCUCGCACACUCAUACGAAGACACCCAGAACAGGCCGAUGCUCGCAUCGAUAGCAGGCAUUGUUUUCAUCGGGUGUCCGCUGAGGGAUUCGGCCAGCGGGACCAUGGUGGAAGCCAUGAGAAGCAUGGCGGCCGCGGCGAUAGGCGUGGAUAUGCAUGACCAUGUCCUCCAAGACCUCCUUGGCGGAGAUACACCACUGGCUUACGAGGGCCGUGACGCUCUUGAGGCGAUACGGCAUGAGUAUGGCUUCCCGGUAAAGACGUACCGAGAGACGAUCAUUAUUCCACCGGCGGACGACACACUGUGGCCUUGGGUAGCUCUGGCGCUUCGUCGAGACUCGGGGUCCUUGGAGGGUGAGAAAGAGCAGUCGGAGUAUAUCGAGGCGGACCAUCUCAACAUGUGCAGAUUUGCCUCGGCUGGGAAUGCCGGAUAUCGCUCGAUCGCCUCGUUCAUUCUCAGGCUGGCGCACCAUCGGUUGCUAAGGAAGCACCGCUUGACACCGGAAGAGGAGGCCAGCCUGCGAUUCUUGGCAGUGCCUGAAAGCACAAGUCAGCCUCCCCAAUCGUCGACGCCAACCAUAAUGUUUCCAGAGAUGCCAACUCGUAAGGCACCACCUUGGCUGCUUAAGCAUCCAGCCUUCAGGUCAUGGUACCACCGCAACAACCCUCAAGACCGCCACAAACCCCUUUGGCUCCGCGGUCCAGCAGCGUGCGGCAAGUCGGAAUUUCUGUCAUCCCUGAUCUCCCACAUCUCGACCGAGUGGUCGCCUGCAACCAACAGCAGCGCCAUUACCACCGUCAUUGUAGAAGGCGAAUCACUGCUCGAGUCCAUAAUCCAAAAAUCAGACGGUGCACCGGGCCAUAAUUACGACAGCAGAGACACCAACCAGGACAAACAGUACACCACCACCACCACCACCACCACCACCACCCCUCCCGACCAGACGGGCAAAAGCAGUAAUAGCAGCAGCAGCGCGCCCACGGGUGGCCCGACACAUGAAACAGCAUCCCCCCUGCGGACCAUUCUCCAGCAUCUGUGGGCGCACGACCCGCGGCUGCGGAACCUUGUGGGCGGGCUGGCCAAGGCAUCAUCCCUGCGAGCCAGGGAGGCAGAUUCAUGCGACCGGCCUGACAGGACGCAAAGUGACGCCGGGGCCCGGGAGCCACAGCCGCAACACCCCAAAGUCUAUUCUCGGCGGCCGAACAGUGGCCCCGGCGGCGGUGGUGCUGCUACUAAAGGCGCUGCUCAGGGGCCGCGGCGCAAGGGGCAGCUGGCUGCUGACGUCGGCGGCAGCAAGGAGGCAGGCCGGACUGCCCGCGAACGCAACGACGGCGGCGAAGAGGACGAUGCUAUCGCAGAUGACGACCGCCUGCGCAGCGGACACAGCAGCCAGCACCACUACCUGGACGGCGCGCGCCUCGUCUCGUUCUUUCUAGAGGACUACCUGCGACUCCAACUGCCACAGACCAGAGCACAGGCCAGGGAGGAGGGAAGCCGUGCGGCGGAAGUGAAAGUCAAACCCGAGGAGGAAGACAAGGGCAAGAAACCCAGCGCCGCCCGCCCCGAAGACACAAACUCAGCGGUCGUCGUCGAGACACCAGGUACGAGGCGCAUCUUCGUCUUCGUCGACAUCGCGCCCACGACAGCACCCGCCACCGCGCGCGACCUCCUCUGGUGCCUGGCCCAGCUCGCGCGCCGGAGCACACUGAGCAUCUGCGUCGCGUCGCGGGAGCUCGACGGCCCCGGGAUGGCGAUCAAGCACGGGGACUCAUACGCGGAAUGGCUGCGCGGCCCACGCGGCGCGGCAGCGGCGAUGGAGGAUGUGCGCAACGAGGAGGAGGAGGAGGAGGGCGAGGAGGAGAGCACAAUGCUGACGGUAGAUGUUGCAACGUCCAACGCCGAGGACGUCGCGAGCUACAUCGAGGCGGCCCUCCUCCCGGACAUCGAGGACCGGGACGUCCUGGCGGCCAAGCUGGCGGAGCGGUCGCGCGGCGUCAUGUUCUGGCUCGAGCACGCCGUCGCCAUCGUCAACGACGCCAGCGAGGACGGCGUGUCGGGCGAGAUCGUGUGCAGCAUGCUGGACGACAUCGCGCCCGAGGUCAGCCCACCCGCAGUGGUAGCAGGGGCAGGGACAGGCCCCAUGCUGCAGGUCGCCUCGAGGAGCCGCAGCGGGUCGUCGUCGUCGGUCAUGGCGGCGGCGAGGGCGCAGGAUCCCGGCCAGGCGAGGCUGGACGAUCUUUAUACUUGGAAGCUGAGGCGGCUGAGCGUGGGCGAGGCGCGUGCUGCUCUGGUACUCAUGCAGUGGGUCAUGCUGGCACCCGAGGCGCUGAGGCUGAACGAGCUGCUGGUUGCGAUACGGUUGACGAUGCUUGUCUGGCCGCAGAACGGUAGGAAUGCCGAGGAACAGGGAGGUGACUUGGGCGCGAGAGCACUCGACAUUGAGCCGCCGAUGAGCUUGCGAGAUCUGCGACGAAGACCAGCCGGAGGAGCAGAGUACGUACCGGCCGACAACCCGUCGCAGUUCUGGCGGUGGGCACGGCGAAUAUCGCAAGGGCUGGUGAAAUUGGAUGGGGAGUCGAGGAGCACGACCAACAGCAGCAACAGCAAGGUCUCGUCCGAGCCACUCGGCCUCCAGCGCGUGGUGCCCGCCCACGAGUCGGUGCGACACUUCUUCCUCGAAGGAAGAGGUUUCCAGAUCCUCACGCCGUUGCCAUUACCGACGCAGUCCCCCAGCAGCAAGACAAAACAACCACCCCCAACAAUAGAACAGCUCAUCGACACGAGCUACUACGCCCUCCUGCACACAUGCCUAGUCUACCUAAACAUGACCGACUUCGACUCCCUAAGCCGCACCAGCAGCGCCAACAGCAACACGACCUCCGCCCACAUCCGCACCCCGUCCGAGCCCCCCUCAGAGGCAGAGGAGGAAUCCACCCGCCUCCACCGCUCCAACGCCGAGGCCCAGCGCGCCCUCGUGACAUCCUCCUACCCCCUCCUGCGCUACACAGUAGACAACCUCCUCUUCCACCUCCUCCGCCCGAGGGCCCUGCGCUACUUCCCCCCGCAGGCCCGCCUCCUGCGCCUCCUCACCGCCGACGGCUGCCGCAUCUGGCGCCGCUGGACCCGCCUCCUCGGCAUCCCGGACACCACGGGAGCAGACGUGCCCGGCGCGGUGCUGGACAAGGCCCGCCAGCGCCCCAGCGCCGCCGUGCUGCUGCGGCCCGUCUACGGCGCCUCCUUCCGCCUCGAGAGGGUCCUGCGCCGCGCGUGCAAGACGGCGCGGGAGCAGGCCGUGCUCGCGGCGAGGGCGAGGGCCAGGUCGAGGCUGAGGUCGCAGCGGAGCGCGAGGAGUGUCAAGAGUGCCGCUGGGGACAAGGCGCCUCCUACGCCUAGGACGCCCACGCGGCCGCCGAUGGUGCGGUCCGCGAGCGAGCAGAGUGUUGUGUUUGCGCUGGUGGGCGGAGGGGAUGAUAUGCCCAAGGCACAGUGGUUAGUGCCCAAGAGCCCGCGGUCGCCGCGGCUGAGAUCUGAUUCCCUUGGGUCGAUUGGGUCGUCGCCCAUGUCCAACCCGGCGUCUCCUGGAGUGCUUCUUGGGAUUCAAGAGGUUUGA